This is a messenger RNA of Pan troglodytes (chimpanzee), 5589 nucleotides long. RefSeq names its product NBR1 autophagy cargo receptor (gene NBR1). The transcript is spliced from 20 exons. Bases 1235 to 3793 code for a protein of 852 amino acids. Gene Ontology annotation, molecular function: ubiquitin binding; zinc ion binding. Gene Ontology annotation, cellular component: phagophore assembly site. NCBI's taxonomy places the organism in Eukaryota, Metazoa, Chordata, Mammalia, Primates, Hominidae. The record is from RefSeq and is a predicted model, not a curated record. Gene Ontology annotation, biological process: macroautophagy.
GUUGCUUCUGCCCCGCCCCCAUCGACGCAAUCUCCACCAAUCAAUGGCGUGGUCGUUUUGAGGGACAAGUGGUAAGAGCCAAUCAUCUUGGCGAAAACUCGGAGAAACAGGAGACUAGUUACUGUCUUUAUCCGCCAUGUUAGAUUCACCCCACAGGGAUAGCGGCAGAGCCGGCAGCGGACGGUCCUUGCAUUGGCCUCCGGCAGGCGCCCCCCGGGGGCGGGAAGCUGGUAAGGAAGCAGCUGCGGUUACCUAGGGGUGGGGUCACGUCACGCUAAGAGGGUUUGGGGAAGUUCAAGGGAGGAAUCCUGCAAAGAAGAGGGGCGACUUUUUCCGUGUUUCGGGACAGCUGAUCUUUUUAGUGACAGAAUGAGAGAGCCCUUCAUGUUCAGAGGGACCGAGUUGGCGAGAAGCGCCGGAGAGUUGGAGAGUCUGUGGGUCAGAACAUCCGGCUUCUACUGAUGGAAGGCCACGACUCCCCAGUGGAAUGAGGGCCUAGGCAAAGAAAAUGAGAGAGCCCUCGGGGUAGUGACACUGUCUUGGGAACAUGGAGUGCUAGGAAACGAAAACUGGAAGACUAGGAUGAACUCUGCAAGUAAAAAAAUGACACUACUUACACAUCCUUCUCAUCCCAUCCUCGUUUUUUCGAGACCUUAAAGAGAUCUCCUUGGUUAGGGACCUUCGGUUUUGGAAAGGCACUGUUUUUCCUUUUUGUCAAACACUCAGCUUUCAGGCCACACUUUUUUGAGACAGAGUCUUGCUUUCUCAAAGACCAACCCAGGCUGGGCUUGAACUCCUGAGCUCAAGCGAUCCUCGUGCCUUGGCCUCCCAAAGUGCUGGGAUUACAGGUAUAAGCCACCGCUCCCGGCCUCAGGUCACACAUUUUAAAGCCUGGAUAACUUGGCUUGUAAAGGCCUCUGGUGGAGACAGUAAUCAAAGCUCAGGUUGCCAGGUCUGUUUCAUUAAAGGGAUUUUGUUGAGGCUGAAAAAAAAAUCGACGUGGAGGAAAAGCUAACUUGUGCCAAGCAAAGCCUCACAGCAUGGAACCACAGGUUACUCUAAAUGUGACUUUUAAAAAUGAAAUUCAAAGCUUUCUGGUUUCUGAUCCAGAAAAUACAACUUGGGCUGAUAUCGAAGCUAUGGUAAAAGUUUCAUUUGAUCUGAAUACUAUUCAAAUAAAAUACCUGGAUGAGGAAAAUGAAGAGGUAAAAUAUAUUAUGGCACUUAUUGCUAGAUGGCAGUUAAACAGGGAAACCAACUGCAGAUGCAAGUCCAUGAAGGGCACCAUGUCGUUGAUGAAGCCCCACCCCCAGUUGUAGGAGCAAAACGACUAGCUGCCAGGGCAGGGAAGAAGCCACUUGCACAUUACUCUUCACUGGUGAGAGUCUUGGGAUCAGACAUGAAGACCCCAGAGGAUCCUGCAGUGCAGUCGUUUCCACUUGUUCCAUGUGACACAGACCAGCCUCAAGACAAGCCCCCAGACUGGUUCACAAGCUACCUGGAGACGUUCAGAGAACAAGUGGUUAACGAAACGGUUGAGAAGCUUGAACAGAAAUUACAUGAAAAGCUUGUCCUCCAGAACCCAUCCUUGGGUUCUUGUCCCUCAGAAGUCUCAAUGCCUACUUCAGAAGAAACAUUGUUUUUGCCAGAAAACCAGUUCAGCUGGCAUAUUGCUUGCAACAACUGCCAAAGAAGGAUUGUUGGUGUCCGCUACCAGUGUAGCCUAUGCCCAUCCUACAAUAUCUGUGAAGAUUGUGAAGCAGGGCCAUAUGGCCAUGACACUAACCACGUCCUGCUGAAGUUGCGGAGACCUGUUGUGGGCUCCUCUGAACCGUUCUGUCACUCAAAGUACUCUACUCCUCGUCUUCCUGCUGCUCUGGAACAAGUCAGGCUCCAGAAACAGGUUGAUAAGAACUUUCUUAAAGCAGAAAAGCAAAGGUUGCGAGCUGAGAAGAAACAACGUAAAGCAGAGGUCAAGGAACUUAAAAAGCAGCUUAAACUCCAUAGGAAAAUUCACCUGUGGAAUUCAAUCCAUGGACUCCAGAGCCCCAAGUCUCCUUUAGGCCGACCUGAGAGCUUGCUCCAGUCUAAUACCCUGAUGCUCCCUUUGCAGCCCUGUACCUCCGUUAUGCCAAUGCUCAGUGCAGCAUUUGUGGAUGAGAAUUUGCCUGAUGGGACUCACCUUCAGCCAGGAACCAAGUUUAUCAAACACUGGAGGAUGAAAAAUACAGGAAAUGUAAAGUGGAGUGCAGACACAAAGCUCAAGUUCAUGUGGGGAAACCUGACUUUGGCUUCCACAGAAAAGAAGGAUGUUUUGGUUCCCUGCCUCAAGGCCGGCCAUGUGGGAGUUGUAUCUGUGGAGUUCAUUGCCCCAGCCUUGGAGGGAACGUAUACUUCCCAUUGGCGUCUUUCUCACAAAGGCCAGCAAUUUGGGCCUCGGGUCUGGUGCAGUAUCAUAGUAGAUCCUUUCCCCUCUGAAGAGAGCCCUGAUAACAUUGAAAAGGGCAUGAUCAGCUCAAGCAAAACUGAUGAUCUCACCUGCCAGCAAGAGGAAACUUUUCUUCUGGCUAAAGAAGAAAGACAGCUUGGUGAAGUGACUGAGCAGACAGAAGGGACAGCAGCCUGCAUCCCACAGAAGGCAAAAAAUGUUGCCAGUGAGAGGGAGCUCUACAUCCCAUCUGUGGAUCUUCUGACUGCCCAGGACCUGCUGUCCUUUGAGCUGUUGGAUAUAAACAUUGUUCAAGAGUUGGAGAGAGUGCCCCACAACACCCCUGUGGAUAUGACUCCCUGCAUGUCUCCUCUGCCACAUGACAGUCCUUUAAUAGAGAAGCCAGGCUUGGGGCAGAUAGAGGAAGAGAAUGAAGGGGCAGGAUUUAAAGCACUUCCUGAUUCUAUGGUGUCAGUAAAGAGGAAGGCUGAGAACAUUGCUUCUGUGGAGGAAGCAGAAGAAGACCUGAGUGGGACCCAGUUUGUGUGUGAGACAGUAAUCCGAUCCCUUACCUUGGAUGCUGCCCCAGACCACAACCCUCCUUGCAGACAGAAGUCCUUGCAGAUGACAUUUGCCUUGCCUGAAGGACCACUUGGAAAUGAGAGGGAGGAGAUUAUCCAUAUCGCAGAGGAAGAAGCUGUCAUGGAGGAAGAGGAGGAUGAGGAGGAUGAGGAGGAGGAGGAGGAUGAGCUCAAAGAUGAAGUUCAAAGUCAGUCCUCUGCUUCCUCAGAGGAUUACAUCAUCAUCCUGCCUGAGUGCUUUGAUACCAGCCGCCCCCUGGGGGAUUCUAUGUACAGCUCUGCGCUCUCACAGCCAGGCCUGGAGCGAGGUGCUGAAGGCGAGCCUGGGGUUGAGGCUGGGCAGGAACCAGCUGAGGCUGGGGAGAGACUCCCUGGAGGGGAGAACCAGCCACAGGAGCACAGCAUAAGUGACAUCCUCACGACCUCACAGACUCUGGAAACAGUGCCCCUAAUCCCAGAGGUAGUGGAGCUUCCACCGUCACUGCCCAGGAGCUCUCCUUGUGUACAUCAUCAUGGUUCCCCAGGAGUGGAUUUACCAGUUACCAUACCAGAAGUUUCUUCAGUCCCUGAUCAGAUCAGAGGAGAGCCCAGAGGCUCAUCAGGACUUGUAAACAGCAGACAGAAGAGCUAUGACCACUCAAGGCACCAUCAUGGGAGCAGCAUUGCUGGAGGACUGGUGAAGGGGGCUUUGUCUGUUGCUGCCUCUGCAUACAAGGCCCUGUUUGCUGGGCCACCAGUCACUGCACAGAGAGAAGCUAUUCCAGGUGUUGGCACUAUGGCAUGAAUAAAACACCAGUUCUUGGCCAGCCAAUAGUUUCUGAAGAUCAGACAGCAGCCCUGAUGGCCCAUCUCUUUGAAAUGGGAUUCUGUGACAGGCAGCUGAACCUACGGCUGCUGAAGAAACACAAUUACAAUAUCCUGCAGGUUGUGACAGAACUUCUUCAGUUAAACAACAACGACUGGUACAGCCAACGCUAUUGAGGAGUGACCUUGUAUUAAAUAACUGCCUGCUGCUCAGAGAUGAUCUUUAUUCUGUCAUUGGGGUAUGGGAUAGAAGCCCUUGCUUAUUUUUAAUCUGAUGAAUCUGUAUAGAGCCCAUCGUUGAGUUACCAAGACAAUACCUGUUACAGUAUUUUGGGGAGCAAACUAAAGACCAGAACUUAAAUUUUCACUUUAGACAUCGGAUGAAUAGUAUGAAGACAGUUUUUCAGUUGAUUUGGAUAAAACUAUUUUAGUGCAUUGACAAGUGUAACUUCAACUUCAUAUAGAACCAUUUUUCUUUCUGCUUUUAUUGAAACUGAGUAUUUUUCUUUGGUUAAUGUGGAUUUUUUAUGGGGAUAUCUGUUAAUUUUCAGGUUUUGAAAGACAUUAACCUCGGAAGUUGUUUUUAAGAAUUAUUCUCAUAAUUUCUGUAAUCCACCUCAAGCUUCAUAGUUAUUUGGCAUUGAAAUAACACCCAGAGCAUGAUAGAAAUGUUGUUACUCUUCCUCUCUCAAGGAGAAAGUAAUUUUCCUGCAAUACUUAAUAAUUGGCACCGUUGCUUUCUAAAGACUCCAUGGUGCAUUCAAGAGUAUCCAACUUCAAGGGAAUCUCCGCAUUUCAAUGAAAGGAGGAAGAGUGUGCUGAUAAACCUACCAGCACCUAUUGAGCAAUGUCUAUUAUAGUAAUUUUGCAUACAUUUUUAUUUAAGGGAAAAAAUAUAGGUAUUGUGAAAUAUUUUGCUAAUCUUAUAGAAAAGGAAAAAAUCCUGUUAUUUAAAGGGAAAAGUAAAUUUAACAGUUGCCUUUUUUCUUAAUGUCAGGGCAGAUCUUAUUUUACAGUACAGUGGGGGAAAUAGAAACAUGUGAAAGGCAAAAGGCAGGCUCCUAAAUUAAUGUCAGUGAAGUUCAGGGUGGGCAAAUGAGUGUGUGUGAGGUAUAGGAAAUGCUGAUGACUUCUUUAAUGCUUGAAGUCCGUUCAGAGGUAUCUAGCCCUAGAAAGCCUAGAACAGGAAGAGGCAGCUGGUGUUCUGCAAAACUUGGACAGGGGCAAAGUUGCUGAAAAAGUUUUGGUUUAACCCGAAGAUAAGUGGAAAAGAGCUUGUCCAUGAACCCAGGUUCUCACUCUGUUUACAGAAGGGUGUUGAGUACAGUUGGUGAAGGAAGAGGUAACAAAAAAUGCUAAAUAUUUUAUCCAUGAAAAUGACUUCCAGAAAAGGAAGAAUAUGAACCCCAGACCGAAGGGGAAAAGAUAGUUAAUAGUAUUAUCUAACCUGGUUGGUAUUUGUAAUGAAUGGUGAUUUUAAUUAGUCAUUAGCCAUAAUGAUGUUUAUUUACAGUAUAACUCCGGAAUGCUACUUAAAUAAACCAGGAUUCAAACUGCAAGCCAGCCAGGCCGUUCAUUAUUUAAAACGUUUUAAUCGGGGCUUCCGGGUAGAAGGUGGAGCGGCAGGGUGUAAUUGGGUUGAUGGGUGGGACCUGUUUUGACCAUCGGAGUUUUAUAAUCGAGGGCCAGGAGGGCCCGGGUUGCUCUCCUGGUUAUGUAUGUACUUGUACAUAACCACCUAAAGAAUGGUGAAAUAAAUGUUCUUGGAAAUUCCUA